AUGGCUAGCAGGGAUAGAGAUCGUGGACGGAAAUACUUAAGUGGGACUAAAAAACUGAAACGGAAGAAGCAGCGAGACGAUUAUAUUAAACAGCAAACAAACAACAUUUUGAAGUGUGUAAUUGAAACUACUAGUCAUUUCAGACAGCCAAACGAAUGUGAAGAACAUACGGCAAUGAAUCAGAUCCCUUUGGAAGAGGAAAACCAAGAGCUGAAUACACCUCUGAAGGAAAAUGAAGAAGACACCAACGAAACUGAAUUGGACGAAAAUGGAAACAAUAGAAAAACGAGCGAUUAUCCUAGCACGUGGCCAAUUGACAGAACACAACAAACAGUAAAUUUAAUAGUUCAGCAUGGUCCUGUACAAGUUACUCAAUUUAAGUUCCCUAAGAACGAAAAUAACAGGAGUUUUUCUGCAACAUAUUUUACAAGAAUACUGACGAAUGGACAAAGGACAACACGAAGAUGGCUAAUUUAUUCUAAAUCUAAAGAUAAGGUUUACUGUUUCGCUUGUAAAUUAUUUUCCACUACUGAUAUUUCAUUGGGGGCAGACGGAUUUUGCGAUUGGUCUCAUUUAACACAGCGAAUCAAAAUGCACGAACGAUCUGCGGUACAUUUACGAGCUAUAAACAAGUGGCUUCAAACUGAACAAAAUUUUCGCACUAGCAAUCUACCUGAUAAAGAGUGCGAAAAAUUUUUAAGACUUGAAACGGCACGAUACGAACAAGUUUUCCAAAGAACAACUGCUGUUAUUUUAUAUUUGGCGCAACAUAAUUUAGCUUUCCGAGGAAGUUCCGACUUUGUACACACCGCACAAUGGUAA
Molecule: messenger RNA, 822 nt
Organism: Habropoda laboriosa
Lineage: Eukaryota; Metazoa; Arthropoda; Insecta; Hymenoptera; Apidae
Product: zinc finger MYM-type protein 5-like
Exons: 2
Coding region: 1-822 (273 amino acids)
Source: RefSeq, a predicted model, not a curated record